This is a messenger RNA of Diachasma alloeum, 1386 nucleotides long. RefSeq names its product extensin-like. The transcript is spliced from 3 exons. The record is from RefSeq and is a predicted model, not a curated record. NCBI's taxonomy places the organism in Eukaryota, Metazoa, Arthropoda, Insecta, Hymenoptera, Braconidae. The coding region runs from base 1 to 1386 and encodes 461 amino acids.
AUGCGGUGGAAUAAGCUGGUGGUGUUGCAGUGCCUCCUGGUCCUUGUGUGUGGAGUACUGGGGGAGCCCAUUCGGAAGAGAGAAGCACCAUUGGGCAUUGCGCCCCCACCGUUGCCAGCUGUUGGUGGAUUGAGCGGUACUUAUGGCGCUCCAACUGAGUCAUAUAGUCCUCCAGCUCAGAAUUAUGGACCACCAGCGCCGACUUAUGGUCCACCAGUUCCAGCUCCAGCUCCCGCUCCUUCGUACGGGCCUCCAGCCCCGUCCUACGGUCCUCCAGCCCCUUCUUACGGUCCUCCAGCCCCUUCUUAUGGUCCUCCAGCCCCGUCUUACGGCCCUCCAGCCCCUUCUUACGGCCCUCCAGCCCCUUCUUACGGCCCUCCAGCUCCGGCCCCUUCAUACGGUCCCCCAGCUCCAGCUCUUUCGUACGGUCCUCCAGCUCCAGCCCCUUCUUACGGCCCCCCUGCGCCCCCCGCCGGCACUUGGCAGAAAAAAAUAACGUGGAAAGAGGAGUGGAAACAAGUUUGGGAGAAAAAGCUCCAGUGGAAACAGAUCUGGAAAAAAGUUCAAUCUCCAGUCUGGAAGGAAGUGAAAUCUCCAGCGUGGAAAGAAGUCAAAGAAGAGCAGUGGAAAAAGGUGCAAAAACCAAUUUGGCAGAAAGUCCAAGUGCCAGUCACCAAAGAAGUGCAAGUUCCUUCCUGGAAGCAGGUCUGGCGGCCUGUGUGGACUCAGGUGCAAGUUCCAGUCGCGCGUCAGGUGCAGGUUCCUGAUUGGAAGAAGAUCUGGAUUCCAGUGUGGGUUGACGAUCACAGUCAGGCGCCGGCACCAUCGGACACAUACGGACCGCCCGGAUUUGGAGGCUCCGGAGGGCACGGAGUAUCGGACACGUACGGACCUCCAGCGACUGGAGGCUCUGGAGGACACGGAGUAUCGGACACAUACGGGCCUCCAGCAAUUGGAGGCUCCGAAGGACACGGAGGCGACGAGGGUUACCACUACGGGCCACCUGCCGCGCCCCAGAAAAAGCUCAUCUGGAAGGCCAGCUGGAAAAAGAUCUGGAGAACUGAGCAAAAAACGGUCUGGGAGUCACAGAAGAAAAUGGAAUGGAAGUCGGAAUGGAAAAAGGUCUGGUCAACUCAGAAAAAACAAGUCUGGGUGACUGACAAACGGUUGAGCUGGAAAGAGGAGGAUGUUAAGGUGUGGGUCCCAGUGAAAAAGCAAAUUUGGGUCAGCCAGAAGGUGAAAAUUUGGAAGGACGACUGGAAGAGUGUGACUGUGCCUGUGUGGAAGCAGGUGGCGGCCUGGAAGAAAGUCUGGAAGCCCAUUGUGGAGAAAGUUUGGGUACCGAGUGAGCCCCAUCACGAGGAGCAUCAGGGAUAUCGGCGAUGA